AUGCACUCCCAGAACCCCGGGUUUCCCAAGCGCGAUGGCAUAUCCCAAUCAUGCUGGCUCCAAGGCGUCCAGGGAGAUCCCCUCCUUCGGCAUAGGACUACUCCCCAACUGCCCGUCUCCGCCGACAUUGUCAUUAUCGGAUCUGGUAUGACCGGGACACUAGCUGCGAAAUACUGUAUCGAAGCCUGGCCCGAGAAGAGUGUGGUCGUACUAGAAGCGCGCGACUUCUGCUCUGGCGCCACGGGUCGAAAUGCAGGACACUGCAAGCCUGACCAGUGGAGGGGUUUCUCCGACUACGCAAAGAUGUUUGGUCCACAGGAAUCACUCAGGAUCCUCGAGAACGAAGGCAAAACUUGGUCUGACCUAGUCACCUAUGUCAAGGAGAACAACGUGGACUGCGACCUAUGGGUUGGUGAUACUCUCGAUGUUCCGGUGACCACGGAAGCAGCGGCCGAAGCGAAAGACACCUUCAACCAGUUCCAGGCAGCUGGUGGUGAUGUCAGUCACAUCAGAGUCACGCAUGACCCAGAAGAAGCGAAAAAGAUAUCGCGAAUCAAGCACGCCAAAGCAUGCUAUGCUUGGCAAGCAUCCACGCUAUACCCAUGGAAGCUCGCCGCACAUGUGAUGCGGGAAGCUUUGAAGAAGGGGGUGAAUCUCCAGACGCAUACACUGGUGCGCACAGUUGUUCGACAUCAAGGAACGCCAAACAGGUGGCUUGUUCACAGUGAACGUGGCGAAAUUGCAUGUAGCCAAGUCAUCCACGCGACCAACGCAUACUGCCCAGCGAUUGAGGAGUCGAUGAGAGGCCUCAUCAGACCAUCGCCGCACAUGUGCAAUGAGAUUAGCCCCCCUCCGGGUUUCAGAGGGCCAAAGGCUCUCAAGAACUCGUAUGGUGUACUCUUCCCCAACGGAGGUCUCAUAACUAUCAAUCCCCGUAUCCCGUUGGAAGGUACAGUGCUUUUUGGAGGUAGUAAUCCGGGACAGGCUGGGUUUGAGCGGUGGCUACAGGACCAUCCUGAAAGAUGGACUGAUGAUGGGCUUUCGAAUUUCCCUUCUGUGACCAAGGCUGUUCAGGAGUUCACUAGCUCGCAGAUGAUGGACUGGCCUAACACGAAAACCCCAUCUGAACAUGACAAGCACAGCUGGAGCGGCAUCAUCGGUUUGAGCGCUGAUACUGUGCCAUUUGUCGGGGAGUUGCCUGGCCUGCCUGGUCAGUGGAUCUGUGCUGGUCACCACGGACAUGCAAUUGAUGAGAGGAAGAUCAUGGGCGGAGACAGGCCUGCCCGCGUCGUUUCAAAUCACACCGUUGAGGAUGAGUCGUUUGAAGAAGCUGACUCUCCUGGCUUGUGUCAAUUGCAAAGAUCGGAAACUGAAGGAGCAGUGUGCCUUGUUGAAGAUCCUGCAACGAGAAAACAUCGGCCGCGUAACUAUCUCGAGACGCUCGAGCAACGCAUAGCUUUUCUUGAAGGCCUUCUCAGACAGUACCGGCCGGAUCUCGCCGAUGAUCAUUUUGUUCCUUUUGGGUCUCUUCCACAACAGACCCAAGCCACAGGAUCUCUACAGCCGAACGGAGGACAGAUUCAUACGCUCUCGCCUUCAUCAACAUCCGGCAGGAACGACGACGGUCUCAAAGAAGAUGACUUGGAUGAAUUGGCGUCAAAAGCUGGCCUUUUGAGCUUGAACGCAGCGGGAGCCGAGCCAUACUAUCUUGGUUCAUCGUCAACAUUUGCCUUUUCACGAUUGAUCAAUUCGUCUCUUCGUCAAGUUGUGCAGACUGAUUCUCAGUACCCGGCUACCACCAAUCAGUCGAUCGAGACUACGCUACCAAGCCCAUGUCUACUCCCAGAUUAUGAAACCGCAGUCAGGCUGAGUGAUGCUUACUUUCGAAACUUUCAUACUCAAUAUCCAUUCUUGCAUGAGCCAACAUUCCGGAACUGGGAGGCAGCAUUAGUGAACGAUUUGUCAGAUUUUGCAUCUUUUCUCACAGACCCUGUUGCGCUGUAUUUCUUGAAUAUGGUGUACGCUAUCGGUGCAUUGAUACUGCCAGACUCUGGAUACUCAGCUGAGGCUCUAUAUGCUUCAGCACAAAUGUAUAUCGAUCACAUUCUGGAGGGUGAAAUCGACAACGAAUCCACUUCGACUGGAAAUGCGGAAGAGAGUGUUCUCGGCAUACCGCACCAGGAGGUCGAUGCUGAGUACCCAACGGAUAUCGAAGAGUCGUGCAUCACUGAAAAUGGAGUUCACGGCAACCCCCGGACCUCCCCGAGCGAUCCACCAACGAACGUCACUCAAUCGAUCCAUACAUUCCGAAUCCGGCGAAUACUAAGUCGUAUACAUAGCUCAAUCUAUUCGAAACCAUCUUGUUGCUGCACUGUUCAACACAGUCACGAGGGUCACAUUCAGCAUCUCCGAGCCGAGAUUGAGGACUGGCGUGCAAAUAUCCCUCCGGUUACUCCUUGCUCAGGCGAGGCUCUUGCACUUUUUUCCACCCCAGACUGGUUCGACCUGGAGUACAACUAUGCGAUUCUCCAGCUCUACCGGGUACAGAUCAUCAGCCGCCAGGCCACAAAGUCCGUCUUCAUCGACUGCCUCAAGGCAGCAGAAAGCCUUUGCAACGGCUACCGGCGGUCCUAUCUGGGAAAGCGGACGAGCUACACGUGGACUGCCGUCCACGAGCUAUUCCUUGCUGGCCUCACAUAUCUCCACUGCCUAUGGACAUCUGCUGCUGCUCGUGAAGCACGUCGGCACGGAGAAGUCAACAGCACCUGCACAGACUGUACUAUAGUGCUUGUGCUCAUGGCAGAGCGAUGGGAUGCUGCGGCUCCCUACCGCGACAUCUUUGAGAAGCUGGCCAAUCGCACGAUCACCAUGUUGGAUGAUAGGAGCAAGCAGGAGGGGCCGUUCCUCUCGCCUUCGGCCAACACAGGUGCUUUAGAUGAGGGUGGCUUGUCAGACUGGGUCACGCAGGUUACCAACGCCGGCAUUCCUGAAGAGUUUGAUGGUCUAUUCUCCAGUUUGGCUCCUGAAUACCUACCUGAGAGCUUCUCACCCCUUUGA
This is a messenger RNA of Thyridium curvatum, 3057 nucleotides long. RefSeq lists its product as uncharacterized. The record is from RefSeq and is a predicted model, not a curated record. Gene Ontology annotation, molecular function: oxidoreductase activity; zinc ion binding; sequence-specific DNA binding. Gene Ontology annotation, biological process: DNA-templated transcription; positive regulation of transcription by RNA polymerase II. The transcript is spliced from 13 exons. NCBI's taxonomy places the organism in Eukaryota, Fungi, Ascomycota, Sordariomycetes, Thyridiales, Thyridiaceae. The coding region runs from base 1 to 3057 and encodes 1018 amino acids.